GAGGCACAUCGCCAUUCGCUAAAAGGCAAAAGACAGCUAACGAUCGUGGCGCUGAAUCACCAACGGGCAAAGUAACGACUAAAAUUCAAAGGCGUAACGAAAUGACUACUAUAUUUAUCAAGAAUCAUGAUCCGAAGCCCAGUGAUCCGAUCAAAGCUGCUGUGCUUGCUCAGAAGAAGGCAGAUCCCGAAAGACAAGCAAGAAGAAUGGCAAAAAAGAACGCCAAAAGAGCAUCAUUGAAGAUGCAAUCGGUCGCUUCGGAAAGUGGAACAAAAGGCAAAGUGUCCUUGAAACCGAAUCAAAAGAAAGGAGGUGCGAAAGCACCAAUUGCACGCAAGAAAUCUCAUUCUGCCAAGAAACGUCUAUCUUUGACAUCUUUGGCACUUUUGGCACUAUCGAUGAUUGCCCUCAUUCUCGUCCCAGACGUCUCUGCUAACAAUGAGAUUCUCAACUUUGGGCCGAUCAUGUGCGCAGCAGACGAACAUGGCCAUCUACAAGAAAGGGCGGCAAGACAAUUAAGUAAAGAUUGGCCAAGCUUGAAAUCGUUGACGGGUGUGCAAUUGUUCUCCCUAGAUCCUGUCAAUGAACCGGAAGUUUGGAUUGCAUUGGACUUGGAAGAUGUGAAGGAAAUGGAAGAGAUGAUGGAUUUCGACACUUCCGCUUCAAGUGCAGAUCGAUCGCUAUCAACUCGCAAGGCAACAACUUCAAUUCUGCCAUCAGAUCUACAUUCAAGCGGGUUCCCAUUGAUCAGUCGAGAUAUUCAAUCACAAUUUUCACCACGAGAUCUUUGGUUAAAGAUGUUGCCAAAACGACUUGGAUGGUAUACGUAUUCCAAACGAUUCACAUUUCGUGUGGAUUGGUCGGCAAAUUUUCCAAUCAAAGUUCAAGCAAACUUACAUACGCCUCAUUCUAUGUUAGCAGCCGGUAAAGCACGAUGGCAAGCAAACGAACAUGAAUUUGACGAAAAUCGAAGAACGGAAGAACAGGAUUUGAUCGAUGCAAUCUAUUGGCCUUGCCCUAGGGUAUAUGUUCAUUUACAGGUUGAUGUUGAGGCAUUGCCCAUUCCGCCAAGAAGGCCGAAGUUUGUUAGCAAACAGUCUGGCUCAUCUUCCCUUUGGGACAUGUUUUUGAAUUUGUCAGAAUGGUACAUUGAGCCAUUGACCAAUCCAUCCAAUUCAGCAAGUAUGGAUGGCAGUCCGACAAGCAAGAUUGUUUCACCCGUUCCCGUUCAUUUGAUACUCGAGCCGGUGUAUCUAGGAUUUAUACCGCACACCAGUUUGAGCCUCUUCAUGAUUCUGAUACCCCUCUUGCUACUUUCAAGUUAUGUUCUCACGCCAAUCGUCAAGAACAAGAUUACUCAAAUUCUGACAGAAGAUGACGAUCCGACCUUACAAAAGCGCAAAGAGCAGUAAAAAACUGCACUCAUAUUGUGUACAUUAUCAUACAAAGCAAUUUUGUAGCAUCCAAUGAAUGACUU
Molecule: messenger RNA, 1477 nt
Organism: Meira miltonrushii
Lineage: Eukaryota; Fungi; Basidiomycota; Exobasidiomycetes; Exobasidiales; Brachybasidiaceae
Exons: 2
Coding region: 102-1412 (436 amino acids)
Source: RefSeq, a predicted model, not a curated record